AUGGCGCUUGUGUACUAUGAGAAUGAGUCACCUAGCACAAGAGAGCAAAGAUACAGUAAAAGAGUCAAGUGUGAUACAGAUCAGAGUGAAAAUGUUUCUAGUGGUGAAUGUGUUGUGAAUGAAAAUGUUUCUAGUAGUGAAUUUGUUGUGAAUGAAGUGGUGGUGGAAUCAGCGCAAGAAGUUAGUGUAGAUUGUAAAUCAGAAUGUAUUAAAAGUGAUGAAAACAAGCUGCAAGAUCAAUCAGUCCAGUGUGACAUUGGCAAAAACAACAGGUUUUCUAUUGAAAAAUUGCAGAGUAAUGAUAAAAUGGUGAAAUAUUACACAGGUUUUGAGAAUUACGACCACUUCAUGAUGUUUUUUCAAGUUCUUGGUCCCGCAGCACAUGAUUUGAACCUUAAGAGCAACUUACUUUCCCCACAAGACCAGUUGUUUUUAGUUAUGAUGAAAUUGAGACAAGCAAAAGAAGACAUUGAGCUGUGUUAUUUGUUUCAAGUUAGUGAAAGUACUGUUUCAAAUAUCAUUGUUACAUGGAUCAACUUUAUGUACUUUCAAUUUAAAGAGCUUAACAUUUGGCCCUCUAGAUCAGUAAUAGAUGAAUAUACGCCCGAUGACUUCUUUGCAAAUUUUAACAAAACUAGAGUAAUACUUGAUGCCACCGAGGUACCAAUAAAUAAGCCCCAGAAUGUAAAUGCCCGGAGUGCUACAUUUUCCAAUUAA
Molecule: messenger RNA, 717 nt
Organism: Saccostrea cuccullata (small rock oyster)
Lineage: Eukaryota; Metazoa; Mollusca; Bivalvia; Ostreida; Ostreidae
Exons: 2
Coding region: 1-717 (238 amino acids)
Source: RefSeq, a predicted model, not a curated record